Molecule: messenger RNA, 2167 nt
Organism: Cydia pomonella (codling moth)
Lineage: Eukaryota; Metazoa; Arthropoda; Insecta; Lepidoptera; Tortricidae
Exons: 1
Coding region: 526-1506 (326 amino acids)
Source: RefSeq, a predicted model, not a curated record
GGCAGUUUUUGGGACUGUUCCGCAGUGGAUGUAUACUCGAUACCUGCCUUCUCAGGACAGUUUGUGGGACUGAUCCGAUACAAGGUUUAGCAAACCUGGACAGUUAUAUGGGACUGGCCCGCAGCAGAUUAUGUAUGAUACUUGCCUUCCCAGGAUGGUUCAUGGGACUGAUCCGACACAAGGCUUAGCAAACUUGGAUAAGUUUUAGGGCUGCUGCGCAGCAAAUUGUGCAUGAUACUUGCCUUUCCAGGACAGUUUAUGGGACUGAUCCGAUACAAGGCUUAGCAAACCUGGACAGUUUUUGGGACUGAUCCGAUGCAACCUUAUCACUUGGCACUUCUCGUGUAUGUACAUACCUGUUGUACCGCACACCAACAUUUUUAUCAUGUCUCAUAAUUAUCGAUUACAGUUCGACACGAAUCGGAAAAUUCACUGGACGGAGAUAUUUAUGGGGACUUCCCAGAAUACCCACCAGAGGAAGACCCCGUGGAGAUCAUAGAACCCGACGCCCCCACACGCGCAGUCAUGCGUAACGCUGCAUCCACCGCUACGCCCAUCGCUGGACCCGCCGCCAGGCCUAUCACUACCACCACGUCUACCGUUACGUCAACCGUAACGACAGCCGCCACACAUACAGCAGCGCAAGUCGCGUGCCCCGCCGUAGUGACAGAGGCGCUUGGCGCUGUAAGUACUGGCGCGGAGCUACUACAGAAGGAGAGCCCUACGGUGUUAGACAGCUCUGUACUGGAAAUCCUGGGCGAAGAUCCUUCUGAAAAUAUACAGUACGGAAAAGAGAUACGCAAAGAGUUAGCGAACAGGCUCGAACACAUCGCCACGACUGGCCUAUCAAAAGAAGUGCGCAAAGAAUUAUUAGAGGCUUACCUGAUACCGGCAAAUUGUACCAAGAUUGACGCACCCCUGAUGAACGCGGAAAUUAAGGCUGCCGUCACCGACGUACUAACCAAAAGGGACAAGGGCAUCGAGAUGCGACAAAAACAGCUAGCAUGUGCAAUUUCAGGGCUAGCAAGAGUAAUUAAUACAGAAAUUGAGUCCAGUGAAAAGAACAAUGAGCGGCUGAAACAACUCAUGGAUAUAGGCCGCAUCCUUUGCGACGUACAACAUAGCGAGUCAGUUACCAGACGUAACUUUGCCAUAUACUCUAUAAAAAAGGAUCUCAAGGACCAUAUAACAAAUACCAAAAUCGACAAAUACCUGUUCGGCGAGGAACUGGCGGAAACUUUAAAGACUGCCAAAGCAGUAUCAAAAUCUGGCACCGAAUUAAAAGUAAAAAGCCAAGUUAGAAGCGUGAAAACAUUCACACCUACCAGCAAUUUAAACUGGAGAGCGCGGGCCCCAGCACGCAGGCAGCAGGGCCCUCAGCGGAACCGCGAGCCUGCUCAUCGCUCAUCGACGCCGGGUCCAUCUUCGAGACACACACGAACUCCGAGGCACGGCAACUCGUCCAAGACAUCGCAGCCUCCGCAGAGACAACAGCGGCGUCGUUAGACAAGGUAAUGUACGCUGGCCAAUUGUCUAGGUUCCGUGCGCAGUGGGAGAUGCUAACCAACGACCGAACAAUCCUAUCAUGGAUAACGGGGUACAAAAUAAAGUUCACGAGCCCAGUCAUUCAGCAUCAGAUCCCCAGCGCAGUGCACUAUACCAAUACCGAGAAAGCCCAUUACAAUGAGGCGAUAAAAAAUCUACUCAACAUAGGGGCUAUCUCGGUCUGUAGACCAUGUGAUGGCCAGUUCUUGUCCAGCAUAUUUCUCCGUCCCAAACCAAAUGGUAAAAUGAGAUUCAUCUUAAAUCUCAAGAACCUAAAUAAAUUCAUAAAAACCGACCACUUUAAACUCGAAGAUUUUCGUACCGCAAUCAAAUUAGUGUCGAAGAACUGUCAUAUGGCUACAAUAGACCUCAAGGACGCCUAUCUACUGAUUAAAAUGCAUAGAGAAUCUAGAAAGUACCUUAGAUUUCUAUGGGACAAUAAAAUAUUCGAGUUUAAUGUAUUACCAUUUGGUUUGAACGUAGCGCCAUACAUUUUCACAAAAAUAAUGAAGCCAGUUGUAAAACUAUUAAGGACUUGUGGCCAUUUGUCAACCAUCUACUUAGAUGAUUUAUUCCUUAUAGGUCGAAGCUAUAAGGAAUGUAAAGAGAAUGUAAGCAUUUC